GGUUGUUGAAUCUCCGGUAUCGGGAGAUGAUAGGCUCAACGUUGUUUAGGAGCAGAUGUUUACUUCUCCGAUCGUUGUCCGUUCACAUCGGGAAACCUCCCGACGCAUCAGCCGAAAUAGCGGGAAUCCUCAAUAAGGCGAACUGGCGCGACGCCUUGGUGUCUUCGAAUCUCGCGGCGGAGAUAAACCCAGACGUCGUUCUCUCCGUUUUGCGAUCAAAACGCGUCGAUGAUCCCGCUAAGCUUCUGAGAUUCUUCAAUUGGGUGGAUUCUCAGAAGGUCACGGAGCAGAAACUUGAUUCGUUUUCGUUUCUCGCUUUAGGUUUGUGUAGCUUCGGUAGUUUAGGGCGAGCUCGUAGUGUUGUAAUCCGGAUGAUUGAGAGGAAGUGGCCUGUAUCUGAGGUUUUGAGCUCGGUUGCGAGAUGUUCGCGAGAGUUGAGUGAUGGCGGCGGAGUUGUUGUAUACGGGAUCUUGAUUGAUGUGUAUAUUGAAAACGGGUUUUUAGACGAAGCUGCUUUUGUGAUUACAAACACUAAGGAUUUGGUUCUUGAUUCGUCAAAAUGUAACGUUUUGUUGGAUGCGUUUUUGAAGAUGAAUCGUCUGGAUUUGUUUUGGGAUGUGUAUAAUGAGAUGGCUGAGAGAAGUGUAGUGUUUGAUGUUCACAUUUAUGAAAAGUUGAUUGUUGCCCAUUGCAGAGGUGGGAAUGUUCAGCUGGCAAAAGAUGUUCUUCUUAAAGCCGAAGAAAAGUUUGGGAUGGUGAGUGUGGCUGUGUAUGGCUUGGUAAACGAAGCGUUGUGUAUGAAGGGAGAUGUGGAUGAAGCUCUUGAGCUAAAGAAGAGGAUGAUUAUCAAAGGAUUGGUGCCAUCGAAGCAGUCAUUUAAUAUACUUGUAGAUGGGAUGUGUAAGCGGAAGAGACUAGAUGAUGCUAAAUCGCUGGUGGUAGAGAUGAAUAGUUUCGGUGUGUUUCCUGAUAAUUUCACUUGCAGUAUACUGAUCGAGGGUUUACUGAAGGGGAGGGAUGCAGCCGCUGCAAAUGGACUAGUCCAUGAGAUGGUUUCUUUUGGGAUGAACAUUGAUCCUAAGAUUUAUGAUUCUUUUAUUUGUGUCAUGUCAAAGGAAGGAGCAAUGGAGAAGGCAAAGGCUCUCUUUGAUGGGAUGAUCGCAUCUGGAGUGACACCAGGUGCUCGAGCUUUUGCUAGUUUGGUCGAGGGAUACGUUCAAGGAAAUAAUGCACUAAAGGGUUAUGAGUUACUUGUUGAAAUGAAAACGAGGAACAUUGUCAUAUCUCCAUAUACUUAUGGUACAACAGUUAAGGGCAUGUGUUCUUCUGGGGAUAUCGAUGGAGCUUAUAAGAUUGUGAAGGAGAUGGGUGCAAGCGGCUGCAGAGCCAAUGUGGUUAUAUACACAACAUUGAUCAAAACCUUUCUCCAGAAAGGUAGGUUUGGAGAUGCAGUGAGGGUGCUGAAAGAAAUGAAGGAACAAGGGAUUGCACCAGACACAUUUUGCUACAAUUCCCUUAUAAUUGGUCUUUCAAAGGCCAAAAGGACGGACGAAGCAAGGUCUUAUCUGGUUGAAAUGGUUGAAAACGGAUUAAAGCCUGAUGCUUUCACCUACGGGGCUUUUAUCAGUGGAUAUAUAGAAGCAGGGGAAUUUGCAUCCGCAGAGAAAUAUUUGAAAGAGAUGGUGGAAUGUGGUGUGGUUCCAAAUAAGGUCUUGUGCACGGGUCUGAUCAGUGAGUACUGCAAAAAGGGAAAAGUAAUUGAGGCGUGUUCAGCAUUCAGAUCCAUGGUUGAACAAGGGAUUCCAGGGGAUGCUAAGACAUACACUGUUCUUAUGAAUGGUCUCGUUAAAAACGGUAAAGUAGACGAUGCGGAGGAGAUUUUCCAGGAAAUGCGUGGAAAGGGUAUAGCACCUGAUGUAUUCUCUUACGGCACACUCAUUGAUGGUUUUUCUAAGUUGGGAAAUAUGGAAACGGCUUCUCGUAUUUUUGAUGAGAUGGUUCAAGAAGGUGUGACUCCUAAUGUCAUCAUAUACAACAUGUUGCUUGGUGGCUUUUGCAAGUCUGGUGACAUCGAAAGAGCUAAAGAAAUUUUCAACGGAAUGUCAGGAAAAGGUUUCCCCCCUAAUGCAGUGACGUACUGUACAAUCAUAGAUGGUUGUUGCAAAUAUGGAGAUCUAGAGGAGGCUUUUCGGUUAUUUGACGAGAUGAAACCAAAGGGAUUAGCUCCCGACAGUUUUGUGUACACGACACUUGUGGAUGGGUGUUGCAGAUGGAACGAUGUGGAAAGAGCUAUAGCCAUCUUCGAGACAAAAGAGAUGGGUUGUGGUUCUUCUACCGCCCCCUUCAAUGCUUUGAUCAACUGGGUUUUGAAGUUCGGAAAAACAGAAUUAAAAACAAAACUGAUAAAUAUGGUGAUGGGCGGUUCGCUUGAUAAGCACGGCAAGCCCAAUGACGUAACUUACAACAUCAUGAUAGAUUAUUUAUGCAGGGAAGGAAAUUUGGAAGCUGGAAAGGAGCUAUUGCAGGACAUGCAGAAGGCAAACCUGAUGCCUAGUGUUGUAACUUACACAUCUCUUCUAAACGGGUAUGAUAAAAUGGGUAGGAGAUCGGAAAUGUUUGGUAUAUUCGACGAGGCCAUUGCCUCAGGAAUUGAACCAGACAGCAUAAUGUACAGUGUCAUCAUUACUGCUUUCCUGAAAGAAGGGAUGAAGACAAAAGCACUUAUGUUCGUGGAUGAAAUGUUUGCCAAGAACGCUGCUGUGGACGGGUGUAAGCUAAGUAUAUCGACAUGCCGGGCUAUACUCUCUGGUUUUGCUAAAGUGGGAGGAAUGGAGGCAGCUGAGAAGGUUAUGGAGAACAUGAUACGUCUCAAAUAUAUUCCCGAUUCUUCGAGUGUCAUUGAGUUGAUUAAUGAGGGUACUUCCUCAAACGAAAGAAUGGAAGCAGAUGCUGCUCCAUAAAAGCCAAAAGCAGUUAUAAAUCCUCCUUCUUCAAUGUAGCUAAAAGAGAGACGGCUGGUUUAUGGCAAAUGUCUUGACCGACUUGAAAUUGCGCGAAGGUAAGGCAAGCUGUGGGUGGGCAUGAUAUGUCAUUGUUUAUUUGUUCAGUUGCCGUUGAGAAUUUCCAGUUGUUAUUGGAAAAGCGUAUGUCUGCCCAGAAACUCUCUGCAUUUGAUUCAGAAAGGAUUUGCCUUCACCUAGUCAUCAUGAUGACUCAGGAGUUGAUGAUGAUUGGGAGACACAUCUGAGCUGUAUGAACCGCAGUUUUUCGAUUUCUUAGAGAAGAGGACCAUGUUUUGCGUCACUAAAUCUGCAUUUUCAGGUUUUUUAAAAGAUGUACUGAAUGUUACAUUGAAGUCGUUAACAUUGCAAAUACAGAUUUUCGGUGAA
Messenger RNA from Brassica oleracea var. oleracea, 3389 nucleotides. Its product is annotated as pentatricopeptide repeat-containing protein At5g61990, mitochondrial. The coding region runs from base 27 to 2960 and encodes 977 amino acids. The record is from RefSeq and is a predicted model, not a curated record. The transcript has 2 exons. NCBI's taxonomy places the organism in Eukaryota, Viridiplantae, Streptophyta, Magnoliopsida, Brassicales, Brassicaceae. Gene Ontology annotation, molecular function: protein binding.